Molecule: messenger RNA, 3675 nt
Organism: Suricata suricatta (meerkat)
Lineage: Eukaryota; Metazoa; Chordata; Mammalia; Carnivora; Herpestidae
Gene: KIF15
Product: kinesin family member 15
Exons: 32
Coding region: 64-3675 (1203 amino acids)
Biological process (GO): microtubule-based movement
Molecular function (GO): ATP binding; microtubule motor activity; microtubule binding
Source: RefSeq, a predicted model, not a curated record
GCCGCGGCGCUGGAAGUGUGGGUAUCCGCAGCGUUGGUCUCGGGAUUGAGGAGGGAGGGCGCCAUGGCGCCCGGCUGCAAAACUGAGUUACGCAAUGUGACAAACUGUCAGUCUAACCAAUCAAGUAAUGAAGGUGAUGCCAUCAAAGUUUUUGUGCGAAUUCGUCCACCUACAGAAGGUUCUGGAUCAGCUGAUGGAGAGCAAAACUUAUGUUUAUCUGUGCUCUCCUCUACCACUCUUCGGCUGCACUCCAACCCUGAGCCCAAGACCUUCACAUUUGAUCAUGUUGCUGACAUGCACACCACUCAGGAAUCCGUGUUCUCCACUGUGGCCAAGGGCAUUGUGGAGUCCUGCAUGAGCGGUUACAAUGGUACCAUCUUUGCAUAUGGACAGACUGGCUCAGGGAAAACAUUUACGAUGAUGGGACCAUCUGAAUCUGAUCAUUUUUCUCAUAAUGUGAGAGGAGUAAUCCCACGAAGCUUUGAAUAUUUGUUUUCUUUGAUUGACCGUGAAAAAGAGAAGGCCGGAGCCGGAAAGAGUUUCCUUUGCAAGUGUUCCUUUAUCGAGAUCUACAACGAGCAGAUCUAUGACCUGCUGGACUCUGCGUCAGCCGGGCUGUACUUACGGGAGCACAUCAAGAAGGGAGUCUUCAUUGUUGGUGCGGUGGAGCAGGUGGUGGCCUCGGCCGCUGAAGCCUAUCAGGUGCUGUCUGGAGGAUGGAGAAACAGACGUGUGGCAUCAACAUCCAUGAAUAGAGAAUCUUCUCGGUCUCAUGCAGUGUUUACAAUUACAAUCGAGUCAAUGGAGAAAAGCAAUGAGACUGUGAAUAUACGGACCUCCCUACUCAAUCUGGUGGACUUAGCAGGAUCUGAACGGCAAAAAGAUACCCAUGCAGAAGGGAUGAGAUUGAAGGAGGCAGGUAACAUAAACCGAUCGUUGAGCUGCCUGGGCCAGGUGAUCACUGCGCUUGUCGAUGUGGGUAACGGAAAACAGAGGCAUGUCUGCUACCGAGACUCCAAACUCACCUUCUUACUGCGGGAUUCCCUUGGAGGCAACGCCAAAACCGCCGUAAUUGCAAAUGUUCAUCCUGGAUCCAGGUGUUUUGGGGAAACCCUGUCGACGCUUAAUUUUGCUCAGAGAGCCAAGCUGAUUAAAAAUAAGGCAGUAGUGAAUGAAGACACCCAGGGAAAUGUGAGCCAGCUGCAGGCUGAAGUGAAGAGGCUCAAAGAACAGCUGGCUCAGCUUACAUCCGGGCAGCUGCUUCCUGAGAGCUUUCUGACCAAAGUUACAGGCAAAGAUGAGACUAAUUACAUGAAGUGUUUCCAAGAGGCGAUGUUGUUCUUUAAGAAAUCUGAACAGGAAAAGAAGUCUCUGAUAGAAAAAGUUACCCAAUUAGAAGACCUCACCCUCAAAAAAGAAAAAUUUAUUCAGUCUAAUAAAAUGAUUGUGAAAUUCCGAGAGGAUCAAAUAAUGCGCCUGGAGAAGCUCCACAAGGAAUCCCGGGGAAGCUUUCUGCCUGCAGAGCAGGAUCGCUUGUUGUCGGAGUUAAGGGAUGAGAUCCAAACCCUGCGGGAACAAGUAAGUCAGCCAGGAUUUUCUCCUAAAGCACCAAAGGAGCCAUGUUCAUUAGUGAACACGGAGAAGUUGAAAACACAACUCCUGCAGAUUCAGGCGGAGCUGAAUAAUUCAAAGCAAGAAUAUGAAGAAUUCAAAGAACUAACGAGGAAAAAGCAGCUAGAAUUGGAAUCAGAGCUUCAGUCCUUGCAAAAAGCAAACUUUAAUCUUGAAAACCUUUUGGAAGCAACAAAAGCCUGCAAGCGACAAGAAGUUUCUCAGCUGAAUAAAAUUCAUGCUGAAACGCUUAAGAUCAUAACCACGCCAACCAAGGCUUAUCAACUCUGGUCUCGACCGGUGCCAAAACUCAGCCCGGAAGCAGGGAGCUUUGACCCUGUGCACGCUCAGAAUCCCAGCAAAUUAGAGGAUAAUAUCUUGAAUGAGCCAAUUCCACCUGAGAUGAAUGAACAGGCUUUUGAGGCCAUUUCUGAAGAGCUCAGACUGGUGCAGGAACAAAUGAGUGCCCUUCAAGCCAAGUUGGAUGAGGAAGAGCAUAAAAACCUGAGGCUUCAGCAGCACAUUGACAAACUGGAACAUCAUUCUCUACAAACGCAGGAGCGUUUCUCAUCAGAAAGAACUGAUUGGACCAGACAGCAGCAAGAGCAUCUCGCACAAUUGAAUGACCUUGAAAAGCAGCUUCGGGACACUCAAACUAAGAAUGACUUUUUGAAAAGUGAGGUGCAUGACCUGCGUGUAGUUCUUCAUUCUGCGGACAAGGAGCUGUCUUCGGUGAAACUGGAGUAUAGUUCGUUCAGAGAGAGUCAGGAGAAAGAGCUGAGUAGCCUUUCUGAUCGCCACACGCACACGCAGCUCCAACUGGAUAGCGUCAGAUUAGAGAAGGAAAAACUUCUCGAGAGCAGAGCCUGCCUACAGGAUGCCUACGAGAACUUGCAAGAAGUAAUGAAGUUUGAAAUUGACCAACUUUCAAAAAACCUCCAAAACUGCAAAAACGAAAAUGAAACUCUGAAAUCUGAUCUGAAUAAUUUGGUGGAACUUUUUGAGGCAGAAAAAGAACGCAAUAACAAAUUAUUAUUACAAUUUGAAGAAGAUAAAGAAAACAGUUCUAAAGAGAUCUUAGAAGUUCUUGAGGUUGUGCGUCAGGAGAAACAGAAAGAGAUGGCCAAAUGCGAGCAGCAGAUGGCAAAAGUACAAAAACUGGAAGAGAGUUUAUAUGCGACUGAAAAAGUAAUCCAUUCUCUGGAAAAGUCUAGAGAUGCUGACAAGGAAGUUGUAGCUGACCUCAUGAGCCAGAUCCAGGAGCUGAGAACAUCAGUGUGUGAGAAAACAGAAACUAUAGACACCCUGAAGCAAGAACUGAAGGACAUAAGUUGCAAACACAACUCUGCUUUGGCUGACAAGGAAGAGAGCAAAGUGUUGAUUAAGAAACAGGAAGUGGAGAUUCUGGAUCUGAAAGAAGCCCUUAGACUGAGAAUACUCUCUGAGGACAUAGAGAGGGAUAUGCUCUGCGAGGACCUGGCUCACGCCACUGAGCAGCUGAACAAGCUCACCGAGGCCUCGAAGAAGCACUCGGAGCUGCUGCAGUCUGCCCAGGAGGAGAUGACCAAGAAGGAGGCCCUGAUCCAAGAACUUCAGCGCCAGCUAAACCAGAAGAAAGAGGAAGUAGAACAGAAAAAGAAUGAAUAUAACUUCAAAAUGAGACAGCUCGAACACGUAAUGGAUUCUGCUGCUGAGCAUCCACAGAUUCACAAACAGAAUCAUCCAGGUCAUGAACAGCUGAAGAAUGAACAAGAAGAAAUGAUCAAAGAAAGACUUGCUAAAAAUAAAUUAGUUGAAGAGAUGCUGAAAAUGAAAGCAGACCUUGAAGAAGUCCAGAGCGCUCUUCAGAACAAAGAGAGAGACUGCCUCAGGAUGGCCGACGAAGUUGAACGAACGAGGACUUUGGAAUCUAAAGCAUUCCAAGAAAAGGAACAACUGAGAUCAAAGCUGGAAGAAUUAUAUGAAGAAAAGGAGAAAAUAUUCCAGAAAACCCUAACCCGAGCCCGUCGCCUUCCCGAGUCGUGGAGGCCUCUAGCGCCCUCCGCUGAGGAGUCUUUCCACUAG